AUGGCUGCCCGAAUAGGGCUCACAUUCGUGCCCAUCCUCCUGCUCGGUAACCUGCGCUCGAAGAAGCUCAUAAAGGUCGCGGACGAACACAAGAUACCCGAGCUCGUCGAGAAGCGGGAGGAGAUGCUGGGCAAAAUCCGCCGCAACACCGUGCUCUUCCACAUCCUCAUCUUCGUCCCCAUCAUCAUCUUCUGGGCCACCAUUAUCGCCAGCCUGGAGCGCACCCCACUAACGGGCAGGUGGAGGAUCAUCCUUCUAUCCCCAGAGGAAGAGGAGGACAUCGCCAAUCAGCUCGCAGGUCCGGGCUGGUACCGUGCCGUGGGCGAGAUCCUCUCCGUCGACGGCGCGCCCAGCAUCAUCCCCCCCAGCGACUGGCGCCUCAACUGGAUACGGGACACGCUGCGCCGGCUCGAGGGCGCGAUCCCCGUGCUGCAGCACGAAGACGAGCUGUGCGGCCACUGGAUCGACUGCGGCCCGGACGACAUCCCCCUCCCCCCGCCCGCGGAGUACCCCCUGCGCCCGCGUCCGCGCGGGAGCGAGUAUCUGCGCCGCCUCGCGGAGAUGACGUGCGCGCGCACGGUUUCUCCCCUACCGCACGUUAUCGCGGGCCCGCCAUACUCGCUGCUUGUUAUUGAUAAGCCGGAAUCGAGCAACGCGUUCUCGUACGGCUUCGGGCCAGACGGGGGAGGCGGGAUCGUCGUGUUCUCUGGGUUCCUCGACGAGGUGUUGUCGCGGAAUCAAGCCCCAGCGCUGCAAUCAGAACCGCAGUCGUGGCUAUCACAGUUGUUUGGGCUGGGGCCGAGGGCGCCGCCGCACCCUGUGCCGACGGAGGAGCAGACGGCGGAGCUGGCGACGCUCCUUGCGCACGAGCUUGCGCAUCUGGUGCUUUCGCACCAUAUCGAGACGCUUUCGUCGGGGUCUAUCGUGUGGCCCAGCGUGCUCUCGAUCGUGACGGACGCCGUCCGUGCAUUCCUCUUUCCGGUAACGAUGCUAUUUGGGCCGUUCAUCAACGAUGCCCUAGCCGGUGUGGGCAAGGCCAGCGCAGGCGAGUUCUCGCAGCUGUCCGAGUACUGUACCAGCCAGAAGCAAGAGAUCGAAGCGGACGUCGUCUCCGCAAGGAUACUCGCCCACGCGGGCUUCGACCCGCGCGAGGCAGCCCGCUUCUGGGAAGCCCGCCACGAAACCCCAAAGACGGCGGAGUGCUCGCCCGCCCGCGCCGAGGCCGACGCGGUCGAAGCACAGGGUCUCUCGCUCCCGCGCAGAUGGAUGGGCGAGACGCACCCCGUGCACGAGGUGCGCGUCACGAAGCUCAAGGCGGAGCUCGAGCGCUGGGAGGCGGAGCGUGUCGCCGCGCGGGCGAAGCGGGAUGCAGAGCGCGCGAAGGCGGAGGCGGCGCGGGCGAAGGAGGAAGCUGCGCAAGCGAAGGAGGCCCAACGGACCGCUGCCGCUGUAGAUGGCGGAUCUUCGGGGUAG
Messenger RNA from Trametes versicolor FP-101664 SS1, 1473 nucleotides. RefSeq lists its product as uncharacterized. The transcript is spliced from 4 exons. NCBI's taxonomy places the organism in Eukaryota, Fungi, Basidiomycota, Agaricomycetes, Polyporales, Polyporaceae. Gene Ontology annotation, cellular component: mitochondrial inner membrane. Gene Ontology annotation, molecular function: metalloendopeptidase activity. The coding region runs from base 1 to 1473 and encodes 490 amino acids. The record is from RefSeq and is a predicted model, not a curated record. Gene Ontology annotation, biological process: protein quality control for misfolded or incompletely synthesized proteins; mitochondrial protein processing.